AUUUUAUGAUCGUCCAGGGGGAGACUGGUGUCUGGGCAUGGGUUGGUCGUGAAGUAGACGCCCGAGAGAAAUUGGAGGCAGUGCGAAAUGCCCGGGGUUUUGUGAAGAAAAAGGGGUACAGCAGUUGCGUUCCAGUGGCUCGUGCACUAGAAGGUGAAGAGCCACCGGAGCUGAAAACCCUGUUGAGAAGCUGGGACGUAGUGAAGACACGACCCCUAACACUUCCCCCUUGCUUCGACCCCGAGUACAUGACAGAAAGACCGAAGAUGGCUGCUGAGUGUCAACUGGUUGACGAUGGAAGCGGAAGAAGAACUCUCUGGAGGAUUUCAAAAAAGGAUGGGAUGAAAGAAGUCAACGAGCACGGAGCACUAGCUGGCGUUUACUUCGCUGGGCUUUGCUACGUGAUGAAGUACUGCUACGGAAGUGGAAGAAGAGAACGAACAAUUAUUUAUUGCUGGGAAGGGGCGCAUUCUACGAGUGUAGAUCGUGAGGCUGCCCUAGAUGCAGCUUGCAGAUUAUCUCAAGAAACUUCCGGACAAUUGGUGAAGGCUUCCCAAGGUCGUGAGCCCCCGCAUUUACUCCAAAUUUAUGCUGGCAAACUUCGAAUUUUAUCUGGACAACAUCAAGAAACAUUACCGAAGAAGUACUUGGUGAGAGUUUUCGGGUCGACCCCUUACACAUCGAAAGCUGUGGAGCGACCUCCUAGAGCGAGCUCUUUGGAUUCUGGUGGAGUUUUCAUUCUGUUUUCUAAUUCUCCGGUGGUUUGGUGUGGUGGACGAAGCACUGGAGAUGCCAGGGAAGCUUCCAGACGUUUGGCACCGAAUACUGCGCCAUUAAUUGCCGAGGGCAAGGAAGAUGAAGAAUUUUGGAUGCAUUUAGGAGGAAAAGGAGAAUAUGGAGCGGAAUCAGCGGAUAUGGGAGAGGAGUCAGGGAAGCAUUUGUAUCACUGCGAAAUAUCAGAUGGAGUAUUUGUAGGUGAGGAAAUCCUCGGUUUUACUCAGAAUAGUCUACUCCCCGAAGCAGCUUGGCUCUUGGAUGCUGGAAGUGUCAUCUGGGUAUGGUUAGGGAAUUUUUCCGAGUCGAAGAACAUGAAGAAGUGCCUCCAAGAGGCCUCGACGUUCUUAUGUACGCAUCCAGCAGGUAGAGACAGGAACACCGUGAUAUCGAUCAUCAGACAAGGCCUAGAACCUCCGACAUUCAUAGGACUCUUCGAGAACUGGAAUCAUAAUCACUGGAGGGACUACAAAUCGUUCGAUGUCGUGAGAAUGUCUCUUCAGGGUCAAGAAGCAGUCAUGAACCAUCAGGGAAGGGAAACCACUGAUUUCGAUGCGUACGUCAAGUAUCCUCUCAGAAUCCUCAAAAUGGACCCGGAACAUCUCCCGGGUGAGGUAGAUGUCUUCAAGAAGGAACUGCAUCUCACGUAUGAUGACUUCACCUCGAUUUUCAAAAUGAACCCUGUGGAAUUUGAUAAACUGCCGGCUUGGAGGCAACAACGACUGAAACAAACAGCUGGAUUAUUCUGAUUUCAUUAUUACCCCGGUUGUUGUGAAAUUCCGUGCAUGGUUGGUUGAUUUUUUUUUCUUCUCUGCCGAAUAUUUAAUUACUUGAGGGAUUUAUGUUAUCAAAACCUUAAAAAUAUA
Fopius arisanus is the source of this 1640-nucleotide messenger RNA. RefSeq names its product villin-like protein quail. Gene Ontology annotation, cellular component: cytoplasm; actin cytoskeleton. The coding region runs from base 6 to 1523 and encodes 505 amino acids. Gene Ontology annotation, biological process: actin polymerization or depolymerization; actin filament severing; barbed-end actin filament capping. Gene Ontology annotation, molecular function: actin filament binding; phosphatidylinositol-4,5-bisphosphate binding. The transcript is spliced from 4 exons. The record is from RefSeq and is a predicted model, not a curated record. Lineage: Eukaryota; Metazoa; Arthropoda; Insecta; Hymenoptera; Braconidae.